AUGUCUCUGCCUAGCAUCAUGGUCAUUGUGAUGUUAACGGUAUCAUUUGCGGUGUUGAUUACGCCAUUGCAAGGUCAACUACACAAAAAUUUAAAAUACUACGAAACACUUCAUGCAAAGGAUCUUUCUCAUAGAAUUGAAAAGCGCGGAACGAAACACAGCAAUCAUCCGUUCAAUACCAUAAAGGAGGUGGAAUUUAAGGUGCUGGGAAGAAAAUUCCGCCUAAUUUUGCAUCCGCACGCUUCCGUACUGCACAGUAACUUCCGUGCUUACUCUGUCGAUGGAAAUGGCAGUGAAUCUAUCGUACAUCUAGAUCGAAGUAAUUUUUUUAAAGGACGCGUCUUUGGUGAAAUGGAAUCACAUGUUAAUGCACAUAUUGAUAAUGGCGUUAUGACUGCUUCGGUAAUACUACCCGACGAGACCUAUCACAUUGAACCAUCUUGGCGGCAUUUGCCACAUCUAAAUGAUCAGCAUAUGAUCGCUUAUCGAGCAUCGGACAUCAAAUUCAGUUGGGACCAGGUUGAUGCCAUCUCGGGAGAGCUCGGGGUGCCCAGAACGUGCGGUUACGUUAAGGAAGGGCCAGAACUUGAGCUGCAAGUGGAAGACGACGACGAGGAAGAUGUAGAUUUAUUCGAGAUUGACAAUAAUCCUACACCAGAAACAGUGUGGCAUUCAGAAGAUGCGGCUGAAAGUAAAAAAACGCGACGCAAACGACAAGCUGAUCAGUACGAGUACACACCAACUAAAACUCGUUGCCCGUUGCUGUUGGUGGCGGAUUAUCGAUUCUUUCAAGAGAUGGGGGGAAGCAAUACCAAAACUACCAUAAACUAUUUGAUAAGUCUCAUCGAUCGUGUGCAUAAGAUCUACAACGAUACCAUCUGGCAAGAUCGAUCUGAUCAGGAAGGUUUCAAAGGAAUGGGUUUCGUUAUCAAAAAGAUAGUUGUCCAUUCAGAACCAACACGGGUACGCGGCGGAGAAGCGCAUUACAACAUGGUUCGAGAAAAGUGGGACGUUCGUAAUUUACUAGAGGUUUUCUCUCGAGAAUACAGUCAUAAAGAUUUCUGCCUGGCACAUCUUUUUACAGAUCUGAAGUUUGAAGGAGGUAUCCUUGGGCUUGCGUACGUGGGAUCUCCGCGUCGAAAUUCUGUCGGAGGCAUUUGUACCCCAGAAUAUUUCAAAAAUGGAUACACUCUGUACUUGAAUUCCGGCCUUAGUAGCUCACGCAAUCAUUACGGGCAGCGUGUCAUCACUCGCGAAGCCGAUCUGGUAACUGCACAUGAGUUUGGUCACAAUUGGGGCUCGGAACAUGAUCCCGACAUUCCAGAGUGCUCCCCAAGCGCCUCUCAGGGUGGAAGUUUUCUCAUGUAUACUUAUUCUGUCAGCGGAUACGACGUGAAUAACAAAAAGUUCUCCCCUUGCUCAUUGCGGUCCAUUCGAAAAGUGUUGCAGGCCAAAUCUGGCCGCUGCUUUUCAGAACCAGAAGAGUCGUUCUGUGGUAACUUGCGCGUAGAGGGUGACGAGCAGUGUGAUGCGGGUUUACUCGGUACUGAAGACAACGAUGCAUGUUGUGAUAAAAACUGCAAACUUCGGCGCAACCAAGGAGCUGUUUGUAGCGAUAAAAAUUCACCCUGUUGUCAAAACUGCCAAUAUAUGAUGGCCGGAGUUAAAUGUCGCGAGGCGCAGUAUGCAACGUGCGAGCAGGAGGCGCGAUGCACCGGAAACCAUGCUGAAUGUCCGAAGAGCCCUCCGAUGAGCGAUGGCACCAUGUGCCAGGAGCGCGGGCAGUGUCGGAAUGGAAAGUGUGUACCCUAUUGCGAGACGCAGGGCCUGCAGAGUUGCAUGUGCGAUAUAAUUGCGGAUGCGUGCAAACGAUGCUGUCGGCAAAGCAUCAAUGAAACGUGUUUCCCAGUGGAACCGCCAGACGUACUUCCCGAUGGAACACCAUGCAUUCAGGGCUUCUGCAACAAGGGUAUGUGCGAGAAAACAAUUCAAGACGUCGUGGAACGGUUUUGGGAUAUUAUUGAAGAAAUCAAUAUCAACAAGGUGCUCCGAUUCCUGCGGGACAACAUUGUCAUGGCUGUAGUUAUGUUAACUGCACUAUUUUGGAUACCGGUUAGCUGUGUGAUUUCGUACUUCGAUCGAAAGAAAAGGAAAGAGGACUGGAAAGAGUACGAGUGGAGCCAGAAGCUGGACCUCAUCCAUCCGACUGAUCGUCGUAGAGUAAUUCAUAUAAGAGUACCGAGACAGAAAAUUACGGUUGCCAGAAUGUAAACCCAAGAGCACAAGGUAGGGCCGGGGGUUUAGCCGUACUUUGUUUUUAUUGUGUUCUUUUACCAAAUUGAUAACUAGUCAAACCCUUUACUAUAACUUAUUCAACUUAAGCCAUCACAUUCAGUAUAAGCACAACUGUAA
Anopheles nili is the source of this 2412-nucleotide messenger RNA. It is a transcript of the gene Tace, whose product is annotated as ADAM 17-like protease. Gene Ontology annotation, molecular function: metalloendopeptidase activity. Gene Ontology annotation, cellular component: plasma membrane. Gene Ontology annotation, biological process: Notch signaling pathway; membrane protein ectodomain proteolysis. The transcript has 7 exons. The record is from RefSeq and is a predicted model, not a curated record. NCBI's taxonomy places the organism in Eukaryota, Metazoa, Arthropoda, Insecta, Diptera, Culicidae. The coding region runs from base 1 to 2271 and encodes 756 amino acids.